GUACAGCUUAAUGGCGAGAGCGGGAGAAAAGAGCAGUGGGUUAUUGAAGUGGUGGAAUCACCAACCAGAGGACUCCCCACAACGGGAGCAAGCCAUCUUCUAUGCUCUCUCUGUCGCAUAUGCAUUCGUCGCCUUCGUCGCCCUGAUUAUCUAUUGUUGGAGGGAUGGAUAUUUGAGAUUCGCCAUAAGCGACUGGAUUUUUGGCAGAUGAAAAACGAAGAAUGGAGUUAGGUUUUUAUUGCCUUGCAUUAGGAAAUCAGAAGCAAAACAAUAGAUAUCUGCCGGAAUAUCGUUUGAAAUCAAUGAUGAUUUAUUAAAAAGAAAGAAACUGUAUACAUACCGCACCACCCAUCCUACUUCUACAUACGCCUUGAGCUACCCACGCGCACAAAUGACUAAACUACCCCUUGUGUCUCACCGUCUCACGCCACCUCACCGCAGGAAUAUUUUUAUCAUUUUAGCUGCAUUAUGUACUCCAAGGAGUACGGAUAGCAUUUUUCCACCACCCAGAUAUCAGCACGUUAUGAUGUGAGGUUUCAGGACUAAACACUGCUCAGAAUGGAUCAAGUUGAAGAUUCAAUCUUAACAUGUUUUUCUUUGCGAUUUAGAGGUCAAUUAUCUGUUAAAGGAUGUUAAGCAGCCCACAUUUCAUCUAAUAUAAGUGUGAAAUGAUAAUUAUAUACACAUUUAGAGGUGAAUUCUUGACUGUAUUGAGGUAGCACUGACUUAUUAAACAGACAAAUGAGAAUUACUACUCUGGAUGUAAGUUCAAAACACUGACCCUCCAUUUGGAACUAGGAUUUGUUAAGGGAAAAGAAAAUAAUAUAACUCAUUUACAUGUAUUUUUACAUGUAUGUAAUUAUGUAAAUACAUUCACUUCCUUUUCCCUUCCAUCCACCCAUCCUAUCGCCGAACAUAGUGCAAGUAAACAAGAAUAGGAGAGGGAAAAUUAGGAAAUGGAAGGAAGAUAGAAGAUGGGAAGUCAAAAUGCUGGAUAAAAUAUGAUCAUCGCUGAGCUCUCUUAAACAUGGAUUUAGAUGAUUUACUGUUCCAGUUAGUUAAAGGUUUUCAAGUUAAAUUCGCUUCAUUUUUUUCUGUAUGGUUACCUGUGCAUGCAUUCAAGACAUCAAACUGUCUAUCAUUGUCCCGAGAUGGUCCUGAAAGGAUGGUCAAAUGUGCCAGUUGCAUGUGAUUGUCAGACAACAAGAUGCUUACCUGUAGUCUUGUACAAGUGUCCUCUUCUCUUUCCGGUCUUUCACCAACUUGUAACCUAGGGCAACUCCUUUAGGGUGAGUAUGCCAUUUGAUUUGUCUUAUCUAAUGUACAUUGCUACUGCAAUAAAAGUUGGAUUGUUUAUUGGCAUUAAUUGAUUGGAUGGUAAUAAGAAGUUUAUUGUAUAGUUUGUCAUAACCAUACCACAAAUAGGGUCUUCUUUCCUAGCCAUAUAUUUUCUUGUACUUUUCAGUUGUUUCAUAUUAACUCAGCUCAACAAGUUGUUGCCCCAAGUAUUUGUAGUUGGACAUAUGGGUCCAUUUCUUUAAGUUGGUUCGCAGCAAGUCUAAGGUACAACUCAUCCGCAUUCAAUUGAGAGUACCAGAGUAUGGUUGGACGACACAAAAAGUUUUCCACUUGAUGAAUUUUGUUGUUAAUGGAUGUAAGUGUCACGACUCGCGAUCACAUUGUUGUGGGUAUGUAUUAUGCUCGAUAAAAACUAAUUGCAUUUUGACAGUAAGGGCUAUCCUCUUUGGACUUUACAAAAGCGUAUUUCAUCUUGGACCGAAAGCAUUGGGAAUGAUGCUUCUGGAUCUUCCUGGACUUCUAUUUUUCUCCACCUAUACAUUACUGGUCUUAUUCUGGGCCGAAAUAUAUCAUCAGGCAAGAAACCUUCCAAUGGAUAAACUUAGGCCCGCAUACUUUAUUAUAAAUGGAGCUGUAUAUUUUACUCAGUUAUGCAUAUGGAUCUACAUAAGAAUCAACCAAAGUCCUGAUGCAGUUGAAGUUGCGAAACUCUUUUUUUCUGUUAUUUCGUUCUGUGCUGCUUUGGGAUUUUUGAUGUAUGGUGGGAGGUUGUUCAUUAUGCUGAGGCGAUUCCCCAUUGAAUCUUCUGGUCGCCGCAAAAAGCUUCAUGAGGUUGGCUUGGUAACAGGAAUUUGUUGCACUUGUUUCUUGAUAAGAUGCUUUGUGGGUGCUCUUUCUGCCUUCGAUGAGGAUGCUGAUGUCGAUGUCCUGGAUCACCCUGUGCUAGAUCUUGUCUAUUACACGAUGGUUGAGAUUUUCCCUUCGGCUCUGGUGCUUUUCAUCCUUCGCAAGCUGCCACCAAAGCAUGUAUCAUCCGAUCAGUAUCAUUCCAUUAGAUAGAUGAAAGGCGGAUUCUUUUUGCCUGGCAAUUUCAUUGUGGGUAGUAGACGCUUAAACAAAGAGAUCCAAUUAAUAUAGCUUUGGUUGAGUUGCUGAGAUUGUGUUUCCCUCUCAUUCAUUGAUUCUUGUAAAUCCUGUCUCUAAUUCUGUUACUUGGUUGAUUCGGGUGUUCAAAUUUUAGUUCGAAAAACUUGGUCCAAGACAAGACCGAACAAGUUUGGUUCGAUCCCGUCUUGGACCCAAUAUACUAAACAAAUUAGUAUGUAUAUAUAUAUAUAUAUAUAUUAUU
Diospyros lotus (date-plum) is the source of this 2647-nucleotide messenger RNA. Its product is annotated as tobamovirus multiplication protein 1-like. The transcript has 11 exons. Bases 1633 to 2358 code for a protein of 241 amino acids. The record is from RefSeq and is a predicted model, not a curated record. NCBI's taxonomy places the organism in Eukaryota, Viridiplantae, Streptophyta, Magnoliopsida, Ericales, Ebenaceae.